This is a messenger RNA of Sander lucioperca (pikeperch), 800 nucleotides long. It is a transcript of the gene atp6v0e1, whose product is annotated as ATPase H+ transporting V0 subunit e1. NCBI's taxonomy places the organism in Eukaryota, Metazoa, Chordata, Actinopteri, Perciformes, Percidae. The transcript has 4 exons. Gene Ontology annotation, cellular component: proton-transporting V-type ATPase, V0 domain. Gene Ontology annotation, molecular function: proton-transporting ATPase activity, rotational mechanism. Gene Ontology annotation, biological process: proton transmembrane transport. Bases 153 to 398 code for a protein of 81 amino acids. The record is from RefSeq and is a predicted model, not a curated record.
UAGAACAACGAUUCACGUUACUUCCUCACUCUCUCGGUCAUGUGAUACACUGACUGUGGACCCUGUCUGGCAGCUGGACAGGAUACUGAAGUUAUCUCAAGUCAAAACUUCUUACCUCUGAGAUAUUCUUGGUUUUAAAGAAAAACACCACCAUGGCGGAACUAGGUUUUGUGAUCGCCAUGUCUGUGAUGACUCUGUUUUGGGGCAUUAUUGGCGGAGUAGUGCCCUGGUUUAUCCCUAAGGGACCAAAUAGAGGAGUGAUAGUCACAAUGCUGGUGUUAACCGCAGUCUGCUGCUACCUGUUCUGGUUGAUAGCAAUUCUGGCCCAGUUGAACCCACUUUUCGGACCUUCUCUGUCCACUGACACCAUCUGGUACCUGAACUAUCACUGGCCUUAAUUUACUCUCCCAGGACUCCUGACCAAGCAGCGGGGGAGGACCUGACACUGCUGCAUACCAAUGGAUGUUUGCUUCUGACUUCAUGCAGAGAUCAUUCCUUCUGAAUCACCCAAAGCUCAGACCCCUGUGCAAUUUAAUGAGUGACGCCCACACUGGUGCCUUAAACAAAAAAAGAUUCCCAAAGGACUUCUGAGUGAUCUCACUGAAUGUGCUUUACUUUAAAUUAAAGCAACCUUCACUUGUUGUUUGGUUAUAUUAUGUAUAUUGUGUUUAUUGUUAAUAUGGAUGGCCGUGCCUUUAAAUAGUUGAUGUGUUUGAUGUUCUCUUUUUGUGUCUGAUAAUAUUAGUAAUGGAUGCAAUCCUCUCAACAGUGGAGUAUUAAUAAACUAAUAAUCAACCCAA